UGAAACAAAGUAAGAAAGAAAAAGGAUGAGGAAUGCAGAGAAGGGUUGACCUUGAAGUCUCUCUCAUAUCAAUCCAACACAGAGACGGCUAAUCCAACCAAUCAAAUCCAAACACGACACCCAAAAGACAACACAACACACAAUCGUAGAAUUCAAUGCAUAAGCAUAACAUAACAUCCUCUUUCUAUUCUCCCCAAUUUCCUUCCCUCAUCAAAAUCCCAACUUUCCUUCAAAAUUCACACUUUCUUAACAACCCUCUUCAUUUUUUCAUCUAAAUCCCUUCAAUUUCACACCCCAAAUAGAUUUUCAUCUUUUUCCCAACUGGGUUUUGAAAAAAAUCUGAUCUUGUUUAAGAUGAAUUUCAGAAAUUUAGAAGAUUUCUGGGCUUUUUAUGUAAGCCAACAUUCAAAAAGAGCUACAAGACAUUGGCACUUUGUUGGAACUCUUUUGAGUAUUUUGUUCUUGUUGAGUUCUGUUUUCUUCAGUUGGUGGUUUUUGUUCUUUGUUCCUUUAUCUGGGUAUGGUUGUGCUUGGUAUAGUCAUUUCUUUGUUGAAAAGAAUGUUCCUGCUACUUUUGGACAUCCCUUUUGGUCAUUCUUGUGUGAUUAUAAAAUGUUUGGUUUGAUGCUUACUGGACAAAUGGAUAGAGAGAUCAAGAGGCUUGGUAAAAGACCUGUGUUGCAAGGGUUCUGAUUUCUAUAUCUUUGCUUCAUCCUUGUUGUUUGAGAUGGUCUCCUGCAGGUUUGUAAGUUUGAGCAUUGAAGUGGUUCAGAUAGAUACCGAUACAGGAAAGCUCGAAGCGCAGAUGGAUUCUUAUGUGGUCUUGCGGUGGGAGUGAUGGUGUUGUACAGUGGUUGUAAUUUAAUAGUAUAUACUAUGAAGCAUAACACCACUUGAAACUGUAACAAAAUAAUAACAUUUUUUAUGUGGUGAGUUCUGUCUAAUGCAACAUACAACUUACCCUUACUUUCACA
Molecule: messenger RNA, 974 nt
Organism: Trifolium pratense (red clover)
Lineage: Eukaryota; Viridiplantae; Streptophyta; Magnoliopsida; Fabales; Fabaceae
Exons: 2
Coding region: 355-693 (112 amino acids)
Source: RefSeq, a predicted model, not a curated record